Messenger RNA from Penicillium expansum, 1317 nucleotides. Its product is annotated as cytochrome P450. The transcript has 3 exons. Bases 1 to 1317 code for a protein of 438 amino acids. NCBI's taxonomy places the organism in Eukaryota, Fungi, Ascomycota, Eurotiomycetes, Eurotiales, Aspergillaceae. Gene Ontology annotation, molecular function: oxidoreductase activity, acting on paired donors, with incorporation or reduction of molecular oxygen; monooxygenase activity; iron ion binding. The record is from RefSeq and is a predicted model, not a curated record.
AUGGAUGCACAAAAACUACAUGAAAAGUACGGCGACACAGUCCGUAUCGCUCCAAAUGAAGUGACGUUCACGAAUCCCGAAGCGUGGAAAGAAAUAUUCGCCAUUCGCCCCGGCAAACCCCAGCGCCCAAAGGACCAACGUCAUGUUUCUGUUGGGCCGAACCACAUCCCUAGCAUCCUUCGAACCGACGAUCUAACCCACGCCCGCUAUCGACGUUCACUGUCUCAUGGAUUCUCAGAAGGCAGUCUUCAGCGCCAGGAAGUUAUAGUUAAGGGCUAUGUCGACUUGUUGGUUCAACGGCUGCAUGGACUUGCCGAGUCCGGUAGUGUCACUGUUGACAUGACAUGCUGGUAUAACUAUACCACAUUCGAUAUUAUCGGUGAUCUCGCAUUUGGAGAAUCGUUCGGGUGCCUCCAAAAUUCGCAGUAUCAUUUUUGGGUUUCGGUCAUUUUCAGUCAUUUCCGCACGGCCGCUUGGGCGAACGUUCUUCGGCGUGUCCCCGCUGGGAACUUCCUAAUGAAAUGGAUCGUUCCAAAAGAGGUCCGAGAGCAAAAGAAACAUCAGAAUAGUAUGACAAAGGAGAAAGUAAAGGUGCGCAUGGCUAAUGGGGACAACGGACGCCCGGACUUCCUCAGUAACGUGCUCAAGCAACCUCUUGAGAAGGGAAUGAGCGAAGAUGAGCUUGUCAGCAACUCUUAUGUGCUCAUUAUUGCAGGCUCGGAGACUACUGCCACUUUAUUGUCCGGUGUGACCUAUUACAUACUCACUGUUCCUGGUGUUCUUGACAAACUCAAAGCAGAGAUCCGAGGUGGAUUCACUUCCGAGGACCAGAUCACCUGGUCUGCUGUUAAUCAGCUAAAUUACACACUCGCUGUUCUGAACGAAAGUCUCCGGAUGUAUCCUCCUGUCCCGUAUGGGUUCCCACGAAUGGUCGAGGGCAAAGGUGAUUUUAUCUGCGGGAGAUGGAUACCUGGAGGAACGGCUGUUGGAGUACCAAUACUAGCAGCUCAUCGUUCUGCAGCAAAUUUCAAGAACCCCGAUGCUUUCAUUCCGGAGAGGUUCAUGGGUGCCUCCGAAUUUGAAUCCGACAAUAGAAAUGCACUGCAAGCUUUCAGCGUGGGGCCACGCAACUGCCUCGGUCGCAAUCUUGCAUACGCGGAGAUGCGAUUGAUCCUGGCCCGGAUGAUCUGGAAUUUUGAUAUGGAAAUUUCUCCCGAUUCUAAGCAAUGGAUCAAGCAGCCCUCAUUUGUUGUUUGGGAGAAAGGUAGUUUGAAUGUGAAGUUGGCCCCGGCACCUCAUACUAUUGGGGUGAAAUAG